AAAUAGAAAAAGCUACUGAACUUAAAGACUUGCCUGUUCCAAGUUAUCGUCCUAAAUCUCAAGAUACUGUAGUUGAAAAGAAAGGGAAUUGUUUUUUGAAAAGCAAAUCAAAUCACGCGGAUGAACGUCUAUAA
Molecule: messenger RNA, 134 nt
Organism: Dentiscutata heterogama
Lineage: Eukaryota; Fungi; Glomeromycota; Glomeromycetes; Diversisporales; Gigasporaceae
Source: the annotation of a GenBank genome assembly